Molecule: messenger RNA, 561 nt
Organism: Arachis stenosperma
Lineage: Eukaryota; Viridiplantae; Streptophyta; Magnoliopsida; Fabales; Fabaceae
Exons: 1
Coding region: 1-561 (186 amino acids)
Source: RefSeq, a predicted model, not a curated record
AUGGUUAGUAGGAAACUCAAAAUAUGCAUGUCAGUGUCAGCAUUAUUCUUAAUCAUAGUCAUUGCUGUGAUUGUUGCCUUAAUCUUCACAGUCUUCAAAAUCAAGGACCCUGUUGUAACUGUCCACCCAGUAAUAGGCCCAGGAAGCCUUUCAGUCACUAAUUUAUCCUCCAGUGUGUUCAUACCAACCUUAAUCACUAUCACUAAUCCAAAUUAUGGAGACUUUAGGUCUGUGAAUUCCACUGGCCAUGUAAAUUAUGAUGGUAACGUUGUGGCAGAUAUUCCAUUGGCCUCAAACUUUAUUCCAGCUCGUAGCCAGAUCAAUAUCAGCAGCAAUGCGGAAUUUAAUGUAGCAAAGAUGAUUGAGGAUCCGAAAUUUUUGCUUGAUAUUGCAAGUGGGACAUUGAAUUUUACAUCAGAUGCUGUUAUGCCUGGGAAAGUUAUCAUACUCAAGUUUAUCAAAAUGAAGGCUACAACACACAGUUCUUGUGAUAUAUCUCUUGGUAUUGUUUCUAAUCGUGUGCAUGUGGAGUCUAAUUGUGUAACCAAAAUCAAGAUUUGA